Messenger RNA from Gigantopelta aegis, 1269 nucleotides. RefSeq lists its product as uncharacterized. The record is from RefSeq and is a predicted model, not a curated record. Lineage: Eukaryota; Metazoa; Mollusca; Gastropoda; Neomphalida; Peltospiridae. The transcript is spliced from 10 exons. The coding region runs from base 108 to 1001 and encodes 297 amino acids.
AUUAACCUUGUGACAGGUACUCCUGUAUAAAAGAGGAGCAGGGUUAGGGUAGAUUUAAAGGGUUGUUUCGACCUCACUCCGUGUGUCAUAACAUCGAGAGAAGAAACAUGUCGGCCAUGAAGUACAUUGGGUUCCUGCUGGCGCUAGUUUUUGUAUUAAUGCACGAAAAUAAUGCUGAGAAUUGUACUGCAUGUUGGACCACUUAUAACGACACGGCAAAGGAUUGCACUGCAAUCAAGACGUAUAUAACAUGUCUGUAUGAUGCAAGUGGGUGCGAAAAGCGUCAAAUGAUGAUGGAAAAUAUCGACAAAAAACGCAAGAGUCUUUCAUCUUGUGAUUUAACAAAAACAUGCGAGUGCCAGGUGACGUUUAUGAAAGCCGAUGUCGCAGCCGACACUAAGAAAUGCGCUGCACGUAAAGCAGAACUGGGCUGUUUGAUGAUGUCUAUGGGUGUUGCUUGUGACGCCACAAAGAAACAUAUGGAUAUUGUGAGCGCCUCCGAAACAGCAGCCAAAGCUGUAGAUAAGUGUGCUUUAUCUGAUACUUGCACCUGCCAAGUAACGCGUGCAAAGGCAGACAUGGCGAAAAUGUGCACUGCCUUGCAAACCGAAAUAAGCUGUGUGGCAAGCAAGAAAAACAAGGGAUGUGGUGGUCACAAAGGUCCUGAUGACAUUGGAGACCAUGCCCGCAAACAAAUGGAUAAACUUAGCUCGUGCACUAAGACCGAUACCUGCAAAUGUGAAAUAGUUUAUUCUAAAGCCGACCUAGGUACAAAGGCCAAAGAGUGCACGGCUGCCAAAGCUGCUAAGAAAUGUCUGGAGGACCUUAAGACAAAUAGUACGGCAGGAUGUGAUGGGAAAACUGCACGCGCUAAUGUAAUCAAAAUCUUUGCGCAACCGCGGAUUAAUAAGUAUUGUGUUGCAGGUGCUGAUUCUGUGUCUGGACUUGGGUUCGCUGUUGGACUAUGUGUCCUCUUGCUGCAGAUGGUUAUGUGGAUCUGAUUCUCUCCAUGGCAUCAUCUUUCCUUCUUCAUUUUACUAUUACAUUCAAUAAUACGCUGAUUUAUUAUUAAAAAACAACAACCUAGUUUGCUUUCUACGAUCAUCCACAAAAGCUAAGGGUGUAUUCAGUUUAUGUUAUAAUCACUAUAUUUUGAACAAUUGCAAUGAUUUUGUGAAAACAAAAAUGCCCGGGAGUUGCCACGUGUAUGAAUUUAUUGCUAUUAUAACACGUUUGCGACUGAGAGAUCGCCGCUAAUGACUAACCUUG